AUGAGGGUGGAUCUUGAUCAAAUCGAGUUCUACCAUGGCCCAAGUCGCCCGCCGCUUUCUACCAAUGCAAAAAGCGUGUCCCCCAACUACGCCCCAGCUCAUGUGCCACGGUACCUCCAGCAGUCUUUUCCCACUGGGCUCGGCUUCUGUCCAGGACCUUAUGAGGCACCCCUGGGACAAACACCGCCACUGACCGGUACAACUCAUCAGUGGAACAUAUUUGACUUCGAAAUCAAUCAUGUUUAUGGACCUACUCCGCCUGAAAUGACGAAAGAUGUCGGGCCCCCAGUGACAACAGAUAUACCAGCUGCCGAUGAUAUUCUGUUGGAUCGUGGAAGUACUGCGCUGGCUUCCUCAGAGCCAGUGCCAUCGAUAGACCCCGCGAGAACCAUUUCGUGUCCUGCAGGGCUAAAUCAUCCAGACCCUAUCCCUCCUGAUAUGCGAGGAGAUGAUCUGCCGGACGCUGUUCCUGAUGCCCAGGAAAUGGAGACUUCUCAACUAUCGUGCACACCCUGUGUGACCGCACCCGAGCCUACACCCGAACAAGCGAACUGUGUCUCUAGCAACCUGUCUGUGGUGGGUGAUUUUCAGCAAGAAUCAGCCAAGCGGAAGUUAUCUACCAUGGAACCCUCAGACAAUUCAGACAGUGUGGACUACGAAAAUGAUUCGGAGCCGAGUCAGACAUCUAACUUAGGUGGAAAUCUAUGCUCAAGGGCAAACAAGGCUUCUGGGCGGGCUGAAGAUCCCAGCACUGCUGAAGACACGCCAGCCAGAUCUAGGCCAACCUCUCCGCCGACGGCUCGCUCUACAUCAAAACUUUCUCGAGCUCGAACGACACCAAGUUCCAAACCCCCGACAAGCACAAGGGCCGCUGCGGCAAUAUGCAAGAAGCGACUCCGCUCAGGUCGAGGCACCGGCGACCACCAAGACGAGAACACCCCCUAUGACACAGCACAGCCGUGUCAAAAGAGGAAGAAAAGGAGACCUUCAAUCAGACCACUUUCCGAGCCUGCGGAAUCUUCCGUUCCCAUUUCAUCUCAUCGCUCGGGUGCUAUCCAGGGUGUACAUGGUAGUGCUAUCCUCACGGUCGAGUCUAAUACUGGUCUGAAACCGGCAUAUUUCUUUACUUUCGUACCCGACCCUAGCCCGAUGCUGCCUCCCGCCCACACGGCGGUUAUCCCCCCUUUGAAACACACGUACACGUCGGACGAGAAUGCGCUGCUCGUGCGGCUGAAAGAAAAAGAGGCAAUGUCAUGGUCUGAGAUUACGACUCACUUCCCAGGUCGAAACAUGUCAUCCCUUCAAGUUCACUAUUCAACCAAAUUACGCCACAAGGUCAGCUCUCGGUCUGGAAGACCGAAGAAACGCCAAUGA
This is a messenger RNA of Penicillium brevicompactum, 1374 nucleotides long. RefSeq lists its product as uncharacterized. Lineage: Eukaryota; Fungi; Ascomycota; Eurotiomycetes; Eurotiales; Aspergillaceae. The transcript has 3 exons. The record is from RefSeq and is a predicted model, not a curated record. The coding region runs from base 1 to 1374 and encodes 457 amino acids.